Prorocentrum cordatum is the source of this 1782-nucleotide messenger RNA. NCBI's taxonomy places the organism in Eukaryota, Dinophyceae, Prorocentrales, Prorocentraceae. The record is from the annotation of a GenBank genome assembly.
AUGCCGCAGGAGGACCAGCCUGGUGGCGGGGGGCCGGAGGGCGCGGCUGUCGCCCUGGGCUCCCACCUCGAGCUCCUGGCGCAGCUGCUGCACCAGGCGGCGGCCGGAGAGGGCCUGCAGGCGCUGUGCGACCCCCUGCUGGCGAGCAGCGCGCACCUGAGCCGCGGGCUCGAGGAGUGCAGGCCUCCGAGCUGGAAGCACAGCCCUCGGCCCGCCCGGCGUGAGGUCGUCGGAGCGUCGUGCAGCGACGCGAGCUGCGGCGACGCCCGCCCGGCCUCGGAGCUCACGGUCUCUGCGAUGCACAGCACAGUGAGUACCAAGAGGUUCGACCGCCAGACAUCGGAGGUCGAGUCGUCGUGGAAUCACCACGAGUGGGCGGAGGACCAGCGCGUGAUCCAGGAGCUGCGGCUGGGGGAGUCCUACUCGGAUUUCGAGUCCGACGUCGAGGAGGCUUCACGGGUCUUCCGCUGCCUCAGGGGUGUCGUUGGCAACGCACGUUUCGAGGUAUUCUGGGCUGCAGUCGUAAUGGUGAACACCUGCACCAUGAUCUUGGAAGAGGAGUGGACGGGUAUACGCUCUGGCCACCGCAUCGGUGUGUACCAAGAGUACGGCUCAGAAAAGUUUAAUGACCAGUGGUGGCCAAGCGCGCACGAGGUUUUUUUCACCAUCGAUUGUGUGUUCACCCUGAUGUUCACCGUUGAGUUGAUAUUGACGUGCACUUACGACAUCUGGAACUGGUAUCUCGGUUUCAAGAUCCACUUCCGGCAUCCGUUCUGGACGAACCCGUGGGACUGGCUGGACGUUGUGAUUGUGCUGUCCUCCAACCUGGCGCUCCUCGGCGGCGUCUCCAACGGGCCGAUACCCAACGCUCGCUUCUUCCGGAUAUUCCGCCUGGUACGCCUCCUCAGGCUGUUGCGGCUGGUCCGGAAAGUCAAAUCGCUGGACCCGCUGCACCUCAUGACAACGGCCCUAUCGGGCAGCGCGACAGCGCUGGUAUUCUCCAUACUGCUCCUGGUGCUGAUCCAGACCAUGUUCGCGAUGAUGUUGACCCAGGUCUUGCGGUACGGAUGGCUCUCGGAAGGCUCGUCGCUGACGGAGGACACCCAGAAGGAAUUGUUUAGAUAUUUCGGUACGUAUACCCGAUCGAUGGUGACCAUGUUCGAGCUCCUGCUAGCGAAUUGGCCCCAUGUUUGCCGUUUCCUCAUGGAGGAGGUUCACGAGGCAUUUGGCUGUCUCGUGGUGUUGUAUAAGUUGUCCGUCGGUUUCGCGGUGAUUGGCUCACGGUGGCGGAUAAAUGGGGUCUUCAUCCAGGAAACAUUCUCGGCGGCCCAGAACGACGAGUUCAUCAUGGUGAGAAAGCGGCUCCGGCAGAUGCAGCACUACAAGCAGACCAUCACCCGCCUGUUCAGGAUGGGCGACAGGGACAGGUCUGGCACGCUGACCAGGGAUGAGCUCUGCUUCCUGCUGCGGAAGCGCGCCAUACGUACCUGGCUGGAGGCGAUGGAGCUCCGCUGCUCCGACCCCGACAUGCUUUUCACGCUGAUCGCGGGCGACGGGAACGAGGUCACCAUCGACCAGUUCGUCGCGGGCAUCGGGCGCCUCAAAGGGUUUGCCAGAAACAUCGACGUGAUCGCCGUGCUCGACAUUCUGCAGCAGCAUCAGCACACACUGAUUCAGGGCAUGAGGCUCAGCAGCCGGUCCAACUGCCAACAAACAUCACCAGCGCAAGCUCGUGGUCCUGUCGAGGAGCCCGCGGUGCUGGCGCAGAUCCCGUGCUCCUGA